AUGAAGACGGCAAUUCUAGCUUUAAUCUGUCUACAACUAGCUGAUUCAGCAGCAGUUUUUGAUAGAAACUAUACAAAACCUUAUGUCUUGAAGAAGACUUGGGUUCAAAAUUUUAUCAAGUUCCAGUACAUUUUUGAGGGAAAUCAACAGAAGCCAAAGAUUGUGCCGCUAGGAUGCUCUCCAACCAAUGUGGAUAGUGACGACUACUUGAAACCAGGAGAGACCAGCAUUGAGCACGACUUCUUGUUCUCGUGUGAAGAAGGAGAAGAUGGUGUCUUGAACUAUGAAGCUACUGCAUGUAUCGAUGCUUAUGGACAAGUCAUGCAUCCAGGAGAGAAAAGAAGUCUCAGCAACGGAACUGUUGUUCUUCACUGUAACAUCUAUGGAGGAGCAUUGAAAAAGGUUGUCGAGAGAGCAGCUGGUUGUUAUUUCAACGAAACGAUUUAUUCUGAAGAUGAGAAAUGGGUUGAGCUACAAGUCAAUCCAGUUGAUUCCUCAAUCGACGGACGUCUCAUGCAAUGCUUCCGUCCACAUUACAGCUAUUACGAGAGCCACGUCGUCGGAUGUGUUAUUGGAAAACUGGGAGUUCUUAUCGGAGAAUUCGGACAACUUCUAGAUGGAUCUUACGUGAAAUGUGUUGAGGCUGAACUAGGACAUGUUAGCUUGAAGCAAGUCAGCGUCGAUGAAUUGCAAUGUAACAUGGAUGACAAGACCUUUGCUCAUGCCAGCCAAUGGACCGAUGAGAAGAAGGGUGCAAAUAUGAAAUGCAACUUUGGACAUAUCGUAAAGGAGUCCUGUGUAAUUGGAAACGAAACUCUCCCAAUUGGACAAGAAGUUCCAGUAUCUCGUGGAUGCAUCUUCCUCUGCCAUCCACAAACCAACGUCUACAUCUGUGAUAACUAUUUGCCAGAAUUCCAAGUGGUUGAUACAGAGUCAGAGGACUUGGGACCAAUCGAGGGAAAUCAAGUUGUGGUUGAACAACCCGACAAGAAGAAAUCCCUGAAAACCGUUUUCAAAUUCUAG
Molecule: messenger RNA, 1023 nt
Organism: Caenorhabditis briggsae
Lineage: Eukaryota; Metazoa; Nematoda; Chromadorea; Rhabditida; Rhabditidae
Exons: 4
Coding region: 1-1023 (340 amino acids)
Source: RefSeq, a predicted model, not a curated record